This is a messenger RNA of Sebastes umbrosus (honeycomb rockfish), 7485 nucleotides long. It is a transcript of the gene col14a1a, whose product is annotated as collagen, type XIV, alpha 1a. Gene Ontology annotation, molecular function: protein binding. Lineage: Eukaryota; Metazoa; Chordata; Actinopteri; Perciformes; Sebastidae. Gene Ontology annotation, cellular component: interstitial matrix. The record is from RefSeq and is a predicted model, not a curated record. The coding region runs from base 212 to 5563 and encodes 1783 amino acids. The transcript has 49 exons.
AGGAAUCGCUGGAGGGAGGGAUGGCUGAAUAACGAGGAGAGAAACACCCACUCCGGACUGUAUCCGGAGAGAGAAGGAGGGAGAGAAAGAAAGAGAGAGAGAGAGAGAAAGAGUAAGAAGAAAGAGAGCAGUCUUUUGGUAUUCAGAGGAUUUCCUUUGGGGAUAAAAGGACGCUUUGAAUUGAUGACUGGAGAGGUCUGCUGGUUGUAGGAUGUUGUCAACGGGGCAGAUUCGGUGGUGCUUGUGGGCUCCACUGGUGUUACUGGUCCUAGUUUCCCAUUUCCCCUCCAAGGCACAGAGUCAAGUUCCAUCGCCGAGGAGGCUGCGUUUCAAAGUGCUGAGCUCAAGCAAACUCCUCGUUUCAUGGAAGGAGCCCAAAGGAGACUUUGACAGCUAUCUAUUCCUCUACAACAGCACAGGUGGUCGGCAGAGGGAGAUCAUCAUAUCUAAAUCUGACACUAAGGUGUUGAUAACAGAUUACACCUCCUCUAAGGAAUACACGGUCAGCGUCAUCAGUGUCAGUGGCAGUGAGCAGAGCAGACCACUUCAGGGCAGACAUAAAGCUGAAGGAGGUGAGAGUGACGGAGAAGACAAGACUAAUCCCGAGAGGCUGACUGAGUCAGUUGUACCACCUGAGGAUGCCAACGAGAUUUCUGGAGUGGAUCAGUUUGUGUGCCACACUGAGGCCAUUGCAGACAUCGUGAUCCUGGUGGACGGCUCCUGGAGUAUCGGUCGGCUCAACUUCCGGCUGGUCCGCAUGUUCUUGGAAAAUCUGGUCAAUGCUUUUGAUGUUGGCAUCGAUAAGACAAGGAUAGGUCUGGCUCAGUACAGUGGUGAUCCCAGGAUAGAGUGGCAUCUAAAUGCUUUCACCACAAAAGACACCGUCCUUGAUGCCGUUAAGAACCUACCAUACAAAGGAGGAAACACUCUCACAGGCCUUGCGUUGACCUAUAUCUUGGAGAACUGCUUCAAACCUGAGGCUGGCUCACGGGAGGGUAUACCGAAAAUUGGGAUCCUCAUCACAGACGGGAAGUCCCAGGACGAUGUCAUACCUCCUGCAGAGAGCCUGCGAAAUUCUGGGGUCGAGCUGUUUGCUAUUGGUGUUAAAAAUGCUGAUGAGAAUGAGCUGCUCUCCAUCGCCUCAGAGCCGGACAACACUCACGUCUACAACGUGGCCGACUUCAACGUCAUGAGCUCCAUUGUAGAGGGUCUGACCAAGACUGUGUGUGAACAGGUGGAGCAGCAAGACAAGGACAUCAAACUGAAUCGGCCACCAGAGAAGACGGGAGCUCCGCUUGACCUGGUAACCUCGGAAAUCACGCCCGGGAGCUUUAGGGUUUCAUGGAGCAACGCCCCCGGAAACGUUGAGAAAUACAGAGUGGUUUAUGUCCCUGCUAUCCGAGGACAAACACUGGAGGCGGUAGUCGACGGUAGUGAGACUUCAGUGGUGUUAGAGCAUCUCAGCCAUCAAACUGAGUACCAGCUGGCUGUGUUUGCUGUGUACGCAAACGAGGCGAGCAACGCUCUCAGAGGAUCAGAAACAACCCUGGCCCUACCCACGGUGACGGCCCUCCAGCUGUUUGAUGUGACUCACAGCACCAUGAAAGCAAGAUGGCACAGUGUGGAUGGAGUUUCUGGCUACAUGCUGACGUAUGCACCGCUUACAGAUUAUGUAGAGGAUGACGAGAAGCAGGUCAAGGUGUCGGAUGCAGUGACAGAGGUGGAGCUGGAUGGGUUGACCCCUCACACUAAAUACAUCGUCGAUGUUUAUGCCAUUUAUGGGGAGGAGACCAGUGACCCUAUUACAAACCAGGAAACUACAUUAAGACUGAGUCCUCCCAGCAACCUCCAGUUCUCUGACAUCACUCACAACUCGGCCCACAUCAGCUGGGACCCCGUGCCCAAAGGAGUUAAAGGUUACCGAAUCAUGUGGGUCAAGACAGACGGACUAGUCACGGAGGAGGUGGAGGUGGGUCCAUUGAACUCUUACGACCUCAGUGAGUUGACGUCUCUGAUGGAGUACUCAGUAGCCAUCUACGCCAUGUACAAUGAGGGCCAAUCAGAGCCACUCACAGACGGAUUCACUACCACUCCAGUUCCUGGUCCUUUGAAUCUCCGCUCCAAUGAUGUUGGCACAGACAGCUUCCAGGUCAGCUGGGAUCACUCAGCGAACGACAUUGUCCUCUACAGACUCUCCUGGGCACCGUUCACAGGCGGCGACACAAAGGAGGUGGUCUUGAUUGGAAGUGAUAACAGAUACAUCCUGAACGGUCUGAGUCCCUUGACUGAGUACGAAGUUAUGUUGACGGCUAUAUUCAAAGAUGAAUCAGAGAGCGACACCGUCUCUGUUAUAGAGACCACAUUGGCAGAGACAACAACGAUUGCUCCUACCACAACCGCAGUGGCACGUCAGGCUGUGAGAAACCUUCUGCUGAGUGACGAGACCACCCAGAGCAUAGAGGCAUCAUGGGAGCUGGAAGACCCCCAUGUGGAAAGCUACAGGGUCUCCUACGCCGGCCUCAGGGGCGACCACAAAGAGGAGUCUGUGUUAGUUCCUGGUGGUCAGAGGAGAGCAGUGCUUCAGCCUUUACUGUCAGACAUGCAGUACAAAGUGACAGUCACACCGGUGUACUCCGACGGACAAGACGGCGUCAGUGUCUCUGCGCUGGGCGCCACAUUGCCCCUCUCGUCUCCUGAAAACAUACGUGUGUCAGAGGAGUGGUACAACCGCCUCAGGGUCACCUGGGACCCACCUCAGUCUCCUACAGCGGGUUACAGGAUCGUCUACCAGCCCAUCUAUGUUCCAGGACCAGCUUCGGAGACAACAGUGGGUGAAGAUGUGAACUCCAAGCUGCUUCUGAAUCUACUAAGUGGGACGGAGUACAGUGUUCAAGUGACGGCUUCUUACCCUACGGGACAAAGUGAACCAGUGCUACUGAAUGCCAAGACAUUGUUCUUUGGCGUCUCAGGCUUGUCGACCUACCAGGUACGUCCAACCAGCCUGUGUGUCCAAUGGCAGCCUCUUCUACAUGCCACGUUGUACAGAGUCUCCAUACAGUCUACACUCAAUGGUCAGAGGCAGGAAGUCAGCCUGGGAGGUAGUGCUUCCCGACAGUGCUUCUAUGACCUCACUCCAAGCAGCCAGUACCAGAUCAGCGUUCACGCCCAGAUGCAGGAAAUGGAGGGACCUUCUGUCUCCAUCACUGACAUGACAAUGCCAGCGCCCACUCAAGCUCCGACUGAACCCCCCACCACAGAGCCCCCUCCCACCAUCCCACCUGCUAAAGAAGUGUGUAAGGAGGCCAAGGCUGACUUGGCAUUCCUGGUCGACGGUUCUUGGUCCAUCGGAGACGACAACUUUAUGAAGAUCACACGUUUCCUCUACAGCACCAUGGGAUCACUGGAUCUGAUUGGACCAGAUGGCACACAGGUGGCCAUCGCUCAGUUCAGCGACGACGCUCGGACCGAAUUCCAGCUGAGUUCCCAUGGCAACAAGGAAGCACUGUUGGAAGCUAUUCAGAGGAUCAGAUACAAGGGAGGAAACACCAAGACAGGUCGGGCCAUCAAACAUGUGAAGGAGUCUAUUUUCACCCCAGAGGCCGGAGCUAGACGGGGCGUUCCUAAAGUCCUGGUUGUUCUCACUGAUGGACGUUCGCAAGAUGAUGUCAACAAAGUGUCCAAGGAGAUGCAGAUGGACGGCUAUAUCAUCUUUGCCAUUGGCUUUGCGGACGCGGACUAUGGGGAGCUGGUGAAUAUUGCCAGCAAGCCCAGCGACAGACACGUGUUCUUCGUGGACGAUUUGGACGCUGUGAAGAAAAUAGAAGAACAGCUCAUUACUUUUGUCUGCGAGGCUGCCACCGCCACUUGUCCGUCUGUUUUGAUGAGUGGUAACACAAUGGCAGGUUUCCGUAUGAUGGAGAAGUUUGGCCUCGUAGAGAAGGAGUACAGCACCAUACCUGGAGUUUCUCUGGAGCCGGGUUCAUUCAACAGCUUCCCCUGUUACAGAUUACACCGUGACGCCCUGGUGUCACAGCCCACCAAGUACCUCCACCCUGAAGGUUUACCGUCGGACUACACCAUUUCUAUGAUGCUCCGCCUACUUCCUGAGACACCGCAGGAGCCCUUUGCAUUGUGGGAAAUCCUCAACAACGACAACGAGCCAUUGGUGGGACUAAUCCUGGACAACUCUGGAAAGACCUUGACGUUCUUCAACUAUGACUACAAAGGAGACUUCCAGACCGUCACCUUUGAAGGAACUGAAAUCAAAAAGAUCUUCCAUGGCAGCUUCCACAAGCUCCAUGUAACCAUCAGCAAGACGUUUGUGAAGGUGGUGUUAGAUUGUUCUGUGGUCGGGGAGAAAUCCGUCAGUGCUGCUGGUAACAUCACCACCGAUGGAGUGGAGAUCCUCGGGAGGAUGGUUCAGUCCAGAGGCAGACGGGACAGCUCUGCUCCAUUCCAGCUCCAGAUGUUUGACAUCAUCUGCAGUACAUCCUGGGCGAGUAGAGAUAAGUGCUGCGAGUUGCCAGCAUUGAGAGUUGAGGAGCAGUGCCCCUCCAUGCCUCAUGCCUGUACCUGCUCCCAGGACAGCAAAGGACCUCCGGGACCUUCGGGACCCCCAGGCGGUCCAGGCAUAAGGGGAGCCAGAGGAGACCGAGGAGAGCCAGGAGUGACGGGACCUCAAGGCGUAGUGGGAGAGAUUGGCUCUUCUGGACCAUCAGGGCCGCCUGGUCCUCAGGGACCAAGUGGUCUCUCUAUUCAGGGGCCCCCGGGUGCUGCUGGGGAGAAGGGAGAGAGAGGAGAGAUCGGUCCAGCCGGACAAAUGGGCGUUCCUGGAAGCUUGGGCUCCCCUGGUAGAGACGGUCCCCCAGGACCAAGGGGGUUGCCGGGUAAUAAUGGACCACAGGGACGACAAGGACCUCAUGGACCUGUUGGAACCCCGGGAGCACCAGGAGCUCCAGGACCUGUUGGGUCAGCAGGGUCCCAAGGAGAUCAAGGACUUCCUCCUGGUCCUGCUGGUACCAAAGGCGAUAAGGGAGAAAGAGGUGACGUGCAAUCCCAAGCUGCUGUGCGCGCCAUCGCACGGCAAGUGUGUGAACAGCUCAUCCAGAGCCACUUGUCUCGCUAUAACUCCAUACUGAACCAGAUACCCGUCCAGUCGUCGACGUCAGUCCGAACAGUACCCGGUCCGCCCGGAGAGCCGGGUAGGAGAGGCACCCCAGGACCUCAGGGAGAGCAAGGGCCAUCCGGCAGGCCAGGCUUCCCUGGUACCAGCGGCCAGAACGGACGACCGGGAGAGAGAGGUCUGUCGGGAGAGAAGGGAGAGAGGGGGAAUCCAGGGGUUGGGAGUCAGGGACCUCGAGGACAAUCUGGGCCUCCAGGCCUGCCAGGUGAAGGACGGACAGGCAGCCAGGGCCCCCCUGGUCGGCCUGGUAACCCGGGAACACCGGGGAGGUCGGGGAAUCCAGGUACCACUGGAACAGCAGGCCCGCCAGGAUACUGUGACCAGAACUCCUGUAUGGGGUACAACGUCGGAGUUCAACAGGACUAUGGGAAUGACUACUGAGGAGCAUUCUCCAACCGUCCUCCUCUCCUCCCUCCACUCCUCCCUCUGUGCUCUGUACAUAAGACUAAAAACUGAGGAAAUUGAUCCUUCAAGGCCUCCGUAUUUCCUGGGAUGGAUAAUUACUCCUGACCCCGGUGUUUAACCUCUAAUCCCUGCAGCAGUGGUUUUUACAUUUUUUCUCUUGCAACCAACACUUAGAUGGCAACAAAUCUAACAACCUGAACAUUUUUAUUCGCCCAAUUAAAGUCAAAAAGAGAUUUCAGUCAACUUUGCGUCCUCACUUUAGUCUGGUGUCGCUUUUUAGAAACCUUAUUCGCACCAGAUUUUCAGUCAUUAUGCACACAAUGCUCUGUGAUUCCAGUUCAUGAAUAGAAACUGGAUUAAUUUCUACCGUCAGUUAACUUUCUUGAUAGAAUUGGAUCAUUAAAUCAGGCUGCUUCAUCAUUUGACAGUCUCGGAGACAAAAACAGAUUAGCUUACCUUCCCGCAAGACCAAAACAAAACCCCGUUAACGCUGCUGCAAUGAUCACCACCACUGAUCUCAGUGCCAUCUGUCUACAAAAACUCAUGCACACAAUAGUUUUCUGCUGCAGCAGCCUCUGCUUCAAGCUCAAAUCUCUUCGACGAUAAUCUCAUCUUUCAAAGCCUGAUGGAUCGGCUAAAUAGUGUUGAAUUGCUUUGAUGCCGAUUGGCUGCAUUCAUUACUGAACAACCCCUCUAUCUGCACAUCUCAUCUACUGUAAACUGGGCAAAACUUUAACCCCUAACAUGGCCCAGAUGUGAUCUUUUUUAUUUCUGGAAAAAUGAUCCGAUCUGGGCAAUACAUAAAAGAAACCAUGUUUUUCUUAAAUUUCAUUAACCCACUUCCUCAUUAACCAAAACGUUUGGACUAUCGUAGGACCCAAAUCUGCCUGUGCAACUCCUAUUGUUUUAUAACCUUUUAAUAGCACACUGCCUACUUAUUGCUAAUAAGUGAUGGUGGUUCCAAUCCCAAAGUCAGCCUUAACUUUGCUCCAUGUUCCCCAUGGUGGUGGUUUUACGUUAGCUGCGCUAAACAUUAACUCAAACUGACUCUAAAUAUUCCCACCACCCCAGUCCAACCUCUGCCUCACGGCGGCUACCAGCCCUACAAUCCGCCCUACAACCCUGCUGCAGGGGCUUACAACAACGUCCAAGGAGGUCAAGACGAGGAGGAGGACGAGGAGGAGGAGGAGGAGGAGGGAGAGGAAGAGCAGGACCCCUAUUACCGUGGUUACCCCCCUCAGUACUACCCCCAACCGCCGUCACAACCGGCUCAUGGCCCCCACGGUUACCGCUCGGGCCCCACCCACUCUGAGGACACGGAGUUGAGGUCGCCGGGCGUCGCCAGGAGGUUUUCACGUGACGUCGCCGUCGUGGAGGAGUGAGGACUUUAGAGGAAGGAUGGACUCACCUAAAGUGCUUGAGCCCUGCACGCCACAACACACGCACUGAUAUUCACACAUGGAAACAAAUUCAAAGACUGAUAUGCACGCACACAUCGUCCCCCAUCUGAAACUGUGGUGAGAGCCCCCCACCCCCCUCCCUGUGUAUCCAGUGGUUUUCUCCACCUGGUGAAACUAUGUAAAUAGCUCUGUGGACUCUUGUACGAUAUCUCUGUAAAAGGGGGGUCCGAAAAGUGCCUGAUCUAUGUUAGCAUCGUCCAGUGGUAAUGUAAAGGUAAGACCGGUUUCUUCCCAUCUCACAGCUGAUUUCAGGACUAAGCCCUUCUUUUUGUGUGAAGCUGCAUGUCUCCUUUGAGCCAAACAUUGAGUGUGUAACUGGACAUGUGCAUCUUGUUUUGGUCGUAUGUAACUAGCUAGAUUAUUUCACAAUUCAAAACGGAGGACGUUGAGCUGGCAACAUUUGUACAGGCUACCUUUUUAUAAUGACGAAUCACGAUU